This is a messenger RNA of Solea senegalensis (Senegalese sole), 1305 nucleotides long. Its product is annotated as high choriolytic enzyme 1-like. The coding region runs from base 346 to 1149 and encodes 267 amino acids. The transcript is spliced from 10 exons. Gene Ontology annotation, biological process: proteolysis. Gene Ontology annotation, molecular function: zinc ion binding; metalloendopeptidase activity. Lineage: Eukaryota; Metazoa; Chordata; Actinopteri; Pleuronectiformes; Soleidae. The record is from RefSeq and is a predicted model, not a curated record.
CAAAGAAAACCAGAAGAACAGAUCUCGACUGAAGUGCAUUUCGUCUUUGUUGUCUAUUUUCAGAGUGAAGUGGAUGAAUUUCUCUCAAGACAUUUUCAAACAACUGAGGAAGUAACUGGUAUGUAGUGCUCUGACUUCACAAUCUUGGGUUUGAACAGUGAAGAGCGAGAACAAGUCAAAAGUCAACAACAUGUUAUGUUCUCUUUAAAUGAGUUUGUCUUGUCUCUGUCUCUAUGGAAACUUUAGAAUACCUGAGCUUGGUGCUGCAGCAAGAUCACUCUGGGAACUUCCGUUCCAUUACCACAGCCUCUGAGGUCACAGGUCUACUUCAACGGACUGAGAAAGAUGGACCUGACUCUCCUCUCUGCUGUCUUCACCGUCCUGCUGGGGUUUUCAGCACAAAGCCACUCACUGGUGCAAUCUCAUGAUGAAGGUGUAGAUCCUGAUCCAUCUCAACGUUUGGACAUAACUUCAAGAAUCCUGGGAGCAAAUAGACGUGUGAGUCAAAUUCUGGUGGAAGGCGAUGUCGCAAUUUCUAAGACAAGGAAUGCCAUGAAAUGCUGGGGCGGAUACUGCACGUGGAAGAAAUCCUACAACGGACUUGUUGAAGUGCCAUAUACCAUCAGUGAUUAUUACUACGACAGCGAAAAAGCCUCAAUUCUGAAAGCCAUGGAAACUUUCCACCAGAAGACCUGUGUUCGCUUUGUUCCCCAUCGAGGCCAGACUGACUACCUGAGCAUCGAGAGUGAACUCGGGUGCUGGUCCUCUGUUGGCAGAGACGGGGGACAUCAGGUGGUGUCUCUGUCCGUUUACGGUUGUCUCGAACACGGGACCAUUCAGCACGAGCUCCUCCACGCGCUGGGCUUCCACCACGAGCACACGAGGAGCGACAGGGACCAGUACGUCAGGAUUAACUGGGGGAAUGUCCAAGCAAUGAAUAAAUAUGACUUUCACAAAAAGGACACCAACAACUUGAACACGCCGUACGACUACACCUCAGUGAUGCACUACGGAAGGACUGUUUUCUCAUCGGGAUUUGGAGAUACCAUUACCCCCAUCCCAGAUUCCUCUGUGGCGGUUGGACAAAGCAAAGAAAUGUCUGACAUAGAUAUUCUCAGGAUCAAUCGUUUAUAUAGAUGCAGGAAUUAAAUGAAAGUAUUCUUUUAGGGUGUAGUAUAAAUCCACCAUUUUCUGUCUGAAAUGUAUGAAAACUUGAUUAGAAACCAUGAAGGUCUUACAUAUAUGAUACAUUAGCACAUUUUUUGUCUAAUACAUGUUAAAAUAAAUGAACCUUUAAAAUUUAAA